AUGGACACAUCAAGAGUCUAUGGCAGUGUAAAGACAGUUAAGACCCCAGGGAAUAAGUAUGCAUCACCCCCAUCUUUUCCUCCAGAUGCUUGUCAGUGCCCACACUGGCAUCAGUUGGCUCUGAGACUCAGCUGUGCUGGACUGAUCUUUCUUUUCUUGAGCCUGAUUGGACUCAGUAUCUUAGUGCGAUUCUUAGUGCAAAAACCACCAAUAGAAAGAUACAGUGUGGCUGCUCAAGAGAACAGGACCAAAUCAACAGGGAGAUCAACCAUACUAACAUGCCUGAGACAUUGGCAUCCAUACCGGGAUAAAUGCUUAUUUAUGUCUCCAACUUCUGGUCCUUGGACUGAAGGUCUAGCUGACUGCUCUGUGAAAGAAGCCACUUUGCUGCUCAUUGAAGAUGAAGAAGAAUUGAGAUUCAUUCAUGAUUUCUCAAAGAGAAAAGGACAGCAAUUUUUUAUUGGACUAAAUUAUGUGCCAGUGGAGAAGAUCUGGAAGUGGAUAAAUGGCUCAAUUUUAAAUCCUGAUCUAUUACGAAUCAUGGGCACUGACGAAGAAAACAGCUGUGCAGUUAUCUCACAGACAGAAGUGUUUUCUGACUUCUGUUCUGCAGACAACCGUUGGAUCUGCCAAAAGAAGCUGAAGCAUGAUUGA
Molecule: messenger RNA, 654 nt
Organism: Onychomys torridus (southern grasshopper mouse)
Lineage: Eukaryota; Metazoa; Chordata; Mammalia; Rodentia; Cricetidae
Product: killer cell lectin-like receptor subfamily B member 1F
Exons: 6
Coding region: 1-654 (217 amino acids)
Source: RefSeq, a predicted model, not a curated record